GCAAGGUAAGAGCUGAACGCAUUACAUUCAUGAUAUUUUGACUUAGGCUAUAAUGUCUAUAAGCUCUGUGAUGUCUAGCUUGUCUCUACUACAUUUCAGAGUGGACACAAAAGUUUUCUCUGAAGGAAAAAAACAUGCUUCUAUACGUGCUUUUUGCUAUGACACUGGGAACCACAACAGCAUUUCCUGUCAAUCAAGGUUCUGCCAGUCGAGAAGGAUUUUGGAGUCUCCAGGAUGAGAGUACAAAUCUAGCCAUUAAUAAAAAAGAUGCCACCAAGCAAUUUGAUGGAAUGUGGAAGAAUCAUGUCGUGAGCAGUGACCUUUACUCUACAGAUUCCCUAAACACUAUGGCAGCUGAUCUCCGACACAAACUAAGCCAGGAGUCAGACCGUCUACGAGCUCGCUUAAAACAGGAACUUAUGGAUCUCCGUCAGAGGCUUUCUCCCUUCCCCAGCCACCCCCAUGACACCACAACUAAUGUCCAGGAUCUUCUGUCUCCCUUUACCAAGGGCCUCCAGAUCGCUCUUGAAUCCAACACGCAACAACUCUGCAGUAAUUUAACAAUGACGAUCCAAAGGGUUCGUUCCGCUGGACCUUUACUAUACCAAGAGGAAAUCGAGAAGAUUAAUCAAGCUAUGGACGAGAAUCAUAAGAGAAGAACCGCUGCCUUUGAGGACUUUAAAACUAAGGCCUUUGAGGCAAUCGAGGAGGAAAAAGACAGCAGUAGGAAGGAUCUUUGGGAGGAGGUGACAGCCAGGCUGGGCCAAGAGAUCUGUUCAUUCAGUUUGGAAGUACAGGGGAAAAUGGCAGCACUGAAGGUCACAUUAACAACACUCCUCACAUCAUUAGACCCCUUAGAAGACGAAAUGGUUUCCAAAGUGGACCAGUUCUGUGAGGGCUCCUCAUCGCAAAAUCAUAAAUUUAUUGCUGAUUUAGUGCAGCAAAUAUCUAUGCUUGAGGAAAAGCAGAGUAAGGGUGAGCCAUCAAGUCAUGUAAACAUAGAUUCCAUACAAGAGGAUUUCUCGACCAGACUAAACGCCUUACUCCAGGACAUUGUACACACUAUCAACUAGCGCAACGCUUCGCAUUCACAUUAGAAUGAGCUCUUUAAUGUAAAUAGUGAAAACAUGAACCUGUACAGUGUGAAUUAUUGUAUUUUUAUAGAAACAUGUCUCUGUUAAGACACUUUUUUUAAUAAAUAAAAGAAGAA
This is a messenger RNA of Clarias gariepinus (North African catfish), 1210 nucleotides long. RefSeq lists its product as uncharacterized. The record is from RefSeq and is a predicted model, not a curated record. The coding region runs from base 135 to 1073 and encodes 312 amino acids. The transcript is spliced from 3 exons. NCBI's taxonomy places the organism in Eukaryota, Metazoa, Chordata, Actinopteri, Siluriformes, Clariidae.